This is a messenger RNA of Linum tenue, 827 nucleotides long. The record is from the annotation of a GenBank genome assembly. NCBI's taxonomy places the organism in Eukaryota, Viridiplantae, Streptophyta, Magnoliopsida, Malpighiales, Linaceae.
AUGACGAGGGAGAAGGGCCAGAUGGCGACGGCGAUUGACGUCGACGACGACGUUCACGGCGACCCAGGUAAUUUCAUGGAGGGGGAAGAGUCGCCGCUCCCUGAUUCACCGGUGACGAGGGAGACCAAGAAGACGAAGAAUGGGGUUCUUCUAGAGCUGGGGAGCGGGACUUGGAACCACAAGAAAACUCAGGAUUUCGGUUCAAGUUCCAGAAUUUGUUAAAGCAAACAAAGUGGAAAGUUAACUUUGAAAAGACCGUCGACAGUGCUAUUGUUUGUGGUUACUUUGUCUUAAUUUGCUUUAGUGUCAAAUUUGGUUCUUUGAGUUUGUGAUGGGUGAAAAGAAAAGAAUAUAACCAUUGCCGGCAGUCCUGGGUUUUGCCGGUGGCGAUGGCGACGUGUGCAAGGUAAAAGGCUAUUUCGGAGGUAGAGAAGUGCAAGGAAGAAGACAAGGGUGUUCUGAGGAAAAGGAAGCCUCGGUUUGGCAGAGGUUCGUUAUCUGUGCAGGAAGAAAAAGGAUCAAGAGGAAGAAAAUGGUCUUUGGCCGUUAGUUUGGGAGAGAAGAAGAGACGUUUUUUUAUAGAAAAGACAGCUUGGGGAACAAGCUUGCUACAGUAUUGGUUUUGGGUUAGACAAAUCCAGGCUUGGUCAGGCCUGAUUGGGUAGACUGGCUUGACCAAGUUCACUUUGACUUUUGUAUUUUGACUUGGGUUUUGGACUUGGGCUAACAACUAUGUAAUUUUUAUUUUGAAUUUGUAAAUAUAAUAUAAUGUAAUUAAUUAAUUAUCAUUUAUUGAGUAUUAAUGAAAGUUUUAUUUUUAUUGUAUU